Molecule: messenger RNA, 579 nt
Organism: Solanum stenotomum
Lineage: Eukaryota; Viridiplantae; Streptophyta; Magnoliopsida; Solanales; Solanaceae
Exons: 2
Coding region: 1-579 (192 amino acids)
Biological process (GO): DNA integration
Molecular function (GO): nucleic acid binding
Source: RefSeq, a predicted model, not a curated record
AUGAGGGAAACUUGUGAAAGGUUCAAGAUUGCUCAUCGAAAUCCCACAGUUUACCGGCCACAGAUGAAUGGAGAAGUUGAUGCUGCAAAUAAGAAUAUUGACAAGAUUUUAAGGAAAAUACUGGAUAGUCACAGGCAAUGGCAUGAGAAGCUACAAUAUGCUUUACUCGGUUAUCACACCACAAUCAGAAAAUCAACUGGGGAAACUCCUUAUAUGUUGGUUUAUGGUUUGGAGGUUGGUCUGGACGAUGCAGAAUGGAUAUGUAGUAGGCAUGAACAAUUGAUGUUCAUCAAUGAAAAGAGGAUGGACGUGGUUUUUCAUGGACAACUCUAUCAGAACAGAUUGAUCAAAGCAUUCAACAAGAAAGUCAAACCUCGACAGUUCACACCGGGCCAGUUAGUAUUGAAGAAGAUCUUUCCUCAACAAAGAGAAGCCAAAGGAAAAUUCGCACCAAAUUGGCAAGGAUCCUACAUGGUUCGUAGAGUACUCUCCGGAGGAGCAUUAAUCUUAGAAGAAAUGGACGACAGAGUGAGCACAAAGCUAAUUAAUUCAGACGCCAUCAAGAAGUACUACAUCUGA